CCGGGAUAGCAUUUAAAUUCAGAAGGGCACAGCUGUCCAGCAGCAGAAGAGGAAAAAGAAGAAACUGUGUCCAGUACCAGAGCAGAUCUUGAACACUGACCUUCUUUCUAACUGCAGCUUUCUGGCUGAGUUGGACGCCAAGAAAGAUACCAAUAUGAGAACUGCAGUGAUUUGCCUUUGCCUCAUCAGCAUUGCUUGUGCAUUGCCGGUUAAACGAUCGGGUCGUGAAGCCAAUUCUGGGAGCUCUGAGGAAAAACAGCUUUACAGCAAACAUCCAAACCAACUUUCCUCAUGGCUGAACACAGAUCCAUCCCAGAAACAGGCCCUGCUAGCGCCUCAGAAUUUGGUGUCCUCUGAGGAAAGCAAAGAAAACAUUCAACAACAGACCCUCCCUAGUAUCUCAAAUGAAAGCCAUGAUGACGUCGAUGAUGCAGAUGAUAAGUAUGACAGCGACCACAAGGACGAGUCUGACGACUCAGAUGAAUCAGAUGAGGUCGCCACUGAUUUUCCCCCUGAUGUCCCAGCAACUGCAGUUUUUACCCCCGCUGCCCCAACCUGGGGUGAUAAUGGUGGCAGAGGUGACAGGGUGUACCGUGGAUUGAAGACAAAAUCUGGGGUGCUCUAUAAGGCUGCAGUGCAGGGACGCUACGCUUCCGAUGACGAUUUCACCUCUCACCCGGUAAGCCUGGAGUCGGAUGAAUCUCCGGAGGCGUUCCCCGAUGUCCACAAGCUGCAGAAAUCUUCCGAAUGGCAUAGUAAUGAGGCCAGCCACCAACACGAUCAGAGCAUGCAGAAAUCUUCUGAAUGGCACAGCAAUGAGGUCAGUCACCAAGACGAUCGGAGCGUGGAAACACACAGUCAUGAGGAAGCCAAAGGUUAUCGGCUGAAGCAGGAAGAUCACAGCAGCCAUCAGGGUGAUCUGAAUGACAGCCAGGAGAGUUAUAAAGUCAGCAGAGAAAACGACAGCCAAGAGAAAACAGCCCAAGAUGCUGACAGUGAUGAGUUCAACAGGAAGCACUAUCUGAAGAGCCAUACCUCCCAUGAAUUUGAUAGUGCUUCAUCUGAGAACCAUUAAAAGAGCCCCCCUUCCCCUGCACCCCACCACCCCAGGCAAGAAAAUGUAACCCUACUGUGUAUAAAAAAAGGUUUUGCAGCAGAGAUGGGUGGGAGGGGUACAGGAAGUGCUUAUUUCUAAACUUGUAUGUGAAGGAGAGUGUUUUGGUGUGUGCAUACCUACAGUGUCCAGUUUUGACCUAAAGCUAUAGCUGUGGUUAGUGGAAGCUUGAGUAAUCAUGUAAACUAAAGUCGCAGUAUAAAGUCUAGCGCCUUCCAUCUACAAAAUGUAAACUCUCCUACUGCAUAUUACUGAUUGUUAUUCCUUAUGAAGAAAAAUACUGCCUAGAAGCAAAACACAAUUUUACCCAAACCCACACACCAGAAAGAGCAUUACUUUUUAUGAUACUGUGCCUUGUUUUUUGUUUUAUAAAUCAUUGUAUAUUUUUGUUGUGAUUUUUUUGUGCGAGAAAUAAAACUUCAUAAAACCACAAA
Tachyglossus aculeatus (Australian echidna) is the source of this 1548-nucleotide messenger RNA. RefSeq names its product secreted phosphoprotein 1 (gene SPP1). The coding region runs from base 155 to 1075 and encodes 306 amino acids. Lineage: Eukaryota; Metazoa; Chordata; Mammalia; Monotremata; Tachyglossidae. The transcript is spliced from 7 exons. Gene Ontology annotation, biological process: osteoblast differentiation; positive regulation of bone resorption; cell adhesion. Gene Ontology annotation, molecular function: extracellular matrix binding. The record is from RefSeq and is a predicted model, not a curated record.